AUGGCGGCGCUGGCGGUGAGGCGGGCGCCGAGAGCAGCGGGGUUUUCGCCAGUUCCGUGCCGCGGCCUGGCCAAACCCGCGGGGCCGCCGAGCACCAGGCAGCUGCGGGAAGCCGAUGAGGCCGCCCCGAUCUUCCAGUACGUGGGGAAGGCGGCUAAGCGGAAGGAUCGGGUUUUCGUGUGGGGUUUCUCCUACUCGGGCGCUCUGGGCGUGCCCAGCUUCGUGAAGCCGGACGCGGGCUGGAAGAAGCCGCGGCGGAUCCAAGCGACGCCUUACCGACUGGAAACGGAGGAGAAGAUAACCUCUGCUGCCUGUGGUUAUGGAUUCACGUUGCUGUCUUCUAACACCACUGACAUCACCAAAGUGUGGGGCAUGGGCCUGAACAAGGACUCCCAGCUUGGAUUUCAGAGAAGCAUAAGAGACAGAACCAAAGGCUAUGAAUAUGUCUUAGAACCAUCUCCAAUCCCAUUACCUCUGGAGAAGCCACAGAAGACUCGAGUCCUGCAGGUGUCCUGUGGCAGAGCUCAUUCCCUGAUCCUGACAGACAGCGAAGGAGUCUUCACCAUGGGAAACAAUUCUUAUGGACAGUGCGGUCGGAAAGUUGUUGAAGAUGAAGUUUACAGUGAAAGCCAUUUAAUUCAUCAACUGAAUGAUUUUGACAGCAGAGUUGUCCAGGUUGUGUGUGGGCAGGACCACAGUCUGUUUAGAACCAAGAAAGGCGCUGUCUUUGCGUGCGGUUGGGGAGCUGAUGGGCAAACAGGUCUUGGACACUACAAUAUCACUAGUGUUCCAACUAAGCUAGGUGGUGACAUUGCUGGAGUGAACAUUAUCCAAGUCUCUUCCUAUGGGGACUGUUGUCUGGCUGUUUCAGAUGAGGGAGACCUCUUUGGUUGGGGAAAUUCAGAAUACUUGCAGUUGGCAUCUGUCACAGAAACCACACAGGUGAACGUUCCCAGACAUUUGCCUUUCAAGAUUGGGAAGAUAAAGGAGGCUGCGUGUGGAGGUACUGGCAACAUUGUGCUAACUGAAGAAGGAAGUGUUUUUGUCUGGGGAUACGGAAUUCUUGGGAAAGGACCAAACCUAACUGAAACAGCAGUGCCAGAGAUGAUCCCCCCCAGCCUUUUUGGCUGGUCAGACUUCAGUCCUGAUGUCCGUGUUGCUCGUGUUCGCUGUGGGCUCAGCCACUUUGCAGCACUUACAAACAGAGGAGAACUCUUUGUAUGGGGCAAGAAUCUAAGAGGGUGCCUGGGAAUUGGAAGAAUGGAAGACCAGUAUUUCCCAUGGAGGGUAACUAUACCCGGCGAAGUGGUGGAUGUUGCAUGUGGAGUUGAUCACAUGGUAAGCAUGGUUAAAUCUUUCAUGUGAUAUUGCUGAGCCUUGGCACUGUGCUUGGAAGACGAGGGUCGUGGCGAAGAGCUUCUUGGAAAGGAAGGCUCACUCCAGGGAGCCAGGCAAGAGGUGACUGUGAGCAGAGACAGCCACAACAGUGCCUGGCUGUGCUGUCAUCUCUGCAUCGUGGAAACGCUCCAGCCCGGCUGCGGGAAGGAAUUACAUUCCCCAAAGAGAGUGGAAAUGCAGGGAGUGCUCUGGCAGCUUUGUGGCAGGCUCCCAAAGAGUCUGACACCCAGCCCACAGCUGGUGAGUCCCUCUGGGCACAAGGAUGAAGAGCAUCUCCCUCCCUCAGGGAAGACUGGCAGGAGAUGAAAUCUGUAGCUCAGGACAUUCAUUUGUGGAUGCUUUCUCUGGCACAUCAGUGUUGGACUAAGCCAAGCUAUUUCUCAAGAGAAAACUUUUCUUCUGUUACUAUGUUUUUAUGUGGAAGAAAACUCAUUCUGGCUGUUGGAGUCCAGCACAGCUGUCCCCUGCAUCCACCACCAGCUGUGGACUCUGAAGACUCUGCAUCCAAGGAACACAUUCAUUAAACUGGGAGAGUGAGAACUUGUCUGCAGGGGGAAAGUACUGCUAAAUAAGACAAUUUAUGGAAAUUGUGGAUACAUAAAUCAUAUGCUGCCUACAUUGCCACUGCUAUGGAAGCACAGAUUGAUGGACAGUGGAAGUAGGCUGCAAACAAAGCUCCCUUCUGACUACACGCAGUGGCGAUGAGCAGCACUUACUGUUUGUCAGUACU
Messenger RNA from Lagopus leucura (white-tailed ptarmigan), 2128 nucleotides. It is a transcript of the gene RCC1L, whose product is annotated as RCC1 like. NCBI's taxonomy places the organism in Eukaryota, Metazoa, Chordata, Aves, Galliformes, Phasianidae. Bases 1 to 1365 code for a protein of 454 amino acids. The record is from RefSeq and is a predicted model, not a curated record. The transcript has 11 exons.